Messenger RNA from Anneissia japonica, 2433 nucleotides. RefSeq names its product high-affinity choline transporter 1-like. Bases 72 to 1721 code for a protein of 549 amino acids. Lineage: Eukaryota; Metazoa; Echinodermata; Crinoidea; Comatulida; Comatulidae. Gene Ontology annotation, cellular component: plasma membrane. Gene Ontology annotation, molecular function: choline:sodium symporter activity. The transcript has 9 exons. Gene Ontology annotation, biological process: acetylcholine biosynthetic process; choline transport; transmembrane transport. The record is from RefSeq and is a predicted model, not a curated record.
UCGAUAAUGACUCUUUUCUCCAUUCGAUGUUUCAACUUUUGUGCGAACGGUUUGCGAUCAAGUAACUGAAAAUGGCGGUGAACUGGGGAGGCCUUAUUGGCGUUAUUGUCUUCUAUUUAAUCAUUCUGGGAAUUGGAUUGUACGCCUCAAAGAAAACUAAAGGCAGUACUUCUAUGGAUGACGUGAUGCUUGCAGGAAGAAGUAUUGGACUCUUUGUCGGUGUUUUUACCAUGACAGCUACUUGGGUCGGCGGUGGAUUUAUCAAUGGUACUGCUCAGUCGGUGUAUGAUUCGGGGCUAUUGUGGGCGCAAGCUCCUUGGGGGUACUCGUGUAGCCUUAUUAUAGGUGGACUUUUCUUUGCGAAGAAAAUGAGAGAGCAAGGCCACGUGACACUGUUGGACCCUUUUCAAAUUAAAUUCGGUAACAGAAUGGGUGGACUCCUGUUCCUGCCAGCUCUAUCGGGAGAGAUCUUCUGGUCUGGCGCCGUUCUUGCAGCUCUGGGGUCAACGUUCAGUGUAAUUUUGGAUAUAGACACAAAAAUAGCCGUCAUCGUCUCUGCCUGUAUAGCUAUGUCCUAUACAUUGUUUGGAGGUCUCUAUUCAGUGGCCUACACUGACGUUGUUCAGUUGAUAUGCAUAUUUUUUGGUUUGUGGUUGGCUAUUCCGUUCGCUUUGACAAACGAACACGUCACAAGUAUCAGCGAGACGAGUUCAACCUGGCUAGGUACCUGGGAGAAUCGAUACGCUGGUGUGUGGUGCGAUCUCGGGUUACAGUUGGUUUUUGGAGGCUUGCCAUGGCAGGUGUACUUCCAGCGCGUGCUGUCUGCAAAAACUGCGCGGUAUUCACAGGUUUUGUCAUACGCUGCAGCACUUGGCUGUAUGAUCAUGACAAUUCCUUCAGUAUUAAUCGGAGCCAUAGCUACAAGUACAAAUUGGAAUGAAACAGACUAUAAACAAGGCAUUACAGACAGCAAUAUUGUUCUACCACUAGUCUUACAAUACCUAACACCUCAGGUUGUCUCGAUCAUCGGCCUGGGUGCCGUCUGUGCAGCUGUAAUGUCUUCGGCCGAUUCUUCCCUGCUCUCGGCUAGUUCCAUGUUUGCUCGUAAUAUAUACAAACUUCUGAUACGACAAAAAGCAAGCGAAAAUGAGAUCAUAUGGGUGAUGAGAGGUUCAGUUAUCGUCUCGGGAGCCAUUGCCACCACAUUGGCAAUUACAAUCAACUCAAUAUACGGGCUGUUUUACCUCUGUUCUGACUUCGUAUACGUCGUUCUGUUUCCACAACUCCUCUCCGUCGUUUACAUUGACUUCACGAACACUUAUGGCUCUCUUUCCGCCUUCAUCGUCGGAUUGAUAUUAAGACUUGGCGGCGGCGAACCAUUGUUGAAUCUCAAGCCAUUCAUCGAAUAUCCGUUUUUCGACGACGGUGAACAGUUAUUUCCGUUCCGUACAUUUUCAAUGCUUAUGGCACUGACGACACUGGUUCUUAUCUCCCUUUUGUUUCACUAUCUGUUUACCAAAGAGAUUCUGGACAAGAAGUGGGACGUUUUCAAGUGUGUGACAAAUGUCCCACCACCCAUAGUCGAUACUAUAAAAAUGAAAUCCAUAGGUGUUGACACGGGAGAUGAUUUUGACACAGAAGUACAAGAUUAUGACGGUUUAUCAAAAGAGUCUGAAGUCAAGGCUGGAUUGGAUAACCCUGGUGCGGUGAUUGAAUCCUAAAGUUAUAAAGUACUUACGUCACCAUGAUAAAUGCUAAACAUUGUAUUGUUGGAGAUGUACUUUUCGGUGUAGGCCUAAAAAUGGAAUCACCAUUCUUCAAAACACACACGUAAUAUUACAUUAGAAUAACAUGUCUCAGACUAUAAAUCAAUGGUUUUUAAAUUGUUAGUGUCAAAGUCGUACUGUUAAGAAUAAUUUUUGCAGGGGUCACAUGUCUCCAGGGAGUCGCGCAAACCAUCCGCUGGUCGGGGGGCCUACCACUCGCAUCAGCAAGCUCGAUUCAUUGUAAGUCAAGUGUCCACAUCCUACCACACAAUUCCAAGGGCUACUACAAAGGGCUCCAAUUAGCUCAUUCCUUUGCGUUAAGUAAUUAAUUCGCGACUAUUAUAACCUACAGCUAAUGUUUUGAUUUCAUUGUAGUAUGUUGUAUGCAGAUCUAUCCGAAAUAAAUAGGCGAACGUUUCUCAUAAUGUAUGCUUAAAAUACAUUUUUUGAAUACACUAUUUAUAUAUCAACAGAACACAUGCUCCAGACUAACAGCGCUUAGUGAGCAACGUAGAUGCUCUGUUUAUAUCAAUCUGUAGGUCCAAAUAAUUAGCCUAUUUUGUCGAUAUUUUCGUAGUCGAUUGCUUAUUACAAUGUUAAGAGUUGUUUGGAGCGCAUGAAACACUUAGUGAAUUAUUAAUAAAAAUACACUACCUUGAAAUAAUAA